Micropterus salmoides (largemouth bass) is the source of this 3919-nucleotide messenger RNA. It is a transcript of the gene nrip2, whose product is annotated as nuclear receptor interacting protein 2. The record is from RefSeq and is a predicted model, not a curated record. NCBI's taxonomy places the organism in Eukaryota, Metazoa, Chordata, Actinopteri, Centrarchiformes, Centrarchidae. Gene Ontology annotation, biological process: proteolysis. Gene Ontology annotation, molecular function: aspartic-type endopeptidase activity. The transcript has 6 exons. Bases 679 to 1509 code for a protein of 276 amino acids.
CGCGGGCCGCUAAUCGAAUAGGGCUGGUGUACAGAAUCUGUCCAAGCUGACUAGUGCAUGUGUUUGAUAUACAGUGUGAAGAUUAUUUCUUUCGGUUUCCUCGGGUGAGAAAAUGUGCUCUGUAGUCAGAGGUGUGACGGAAAGAGGAGGGUUCAAAGAGAGAGAGAGAGAGAGAGAGAGAGAGAGAGAGAUCCAAGGACAAACGACACCGAGGGGAGGGGAAACACACUCUCAGUCACACACAGCCUCAGUAAGAGACAGAGCAGAUCUUGACAUUGUGAGGAAGAGGCAUGUUUUCAUCCGAGGAGCACCCAGGACAGCACAAUAGCUCCUAAAGCUGCUGAGACAGAUACUUGCCAAGGACUACAAACACACACACACACACAGAGAGAGAGAGAGAGAGAGAGAGAGAGAGAGAGAGAGAGAGCAAAGCAAGCAGAGGGAAGGACAGAAGCAUUUCAGAGGGCAGAACAGGGUGGAAGAGGCAACAUUUGCAGGUUUAUUGUGGACCUAAACAUCCUUAAAAAGCUGCAUUUUGGGGUUUCUCUUCCUCUCUGCACACGGACAUCCACUCUGUCUCUUGCUGUCUGCAGACAGCUCCCACUGCUGCUGCUGUGAGGUUAUAGUCUUUUGCUUCUGUGCACAGCACCAGAAAAGACUGCUUUGUAGUCCAAGACCAUGAGUGAGUCGAAGAAAGGUGAGCUAGCCAUCAGGGAUAAAGCCAUCCUGCACCAGCAGAGGCGCCUGAAGCAGGCCACCCAGUUCACACACAAGGACUCAGCUGACCUCCUGCCCCUGGAUGGGCUGAAGAGACUGGGCACAUCCAAAGACUUGCAACCUCACAGCAUUGUCCAGCGGCGCCUGCUGGAGGGAAACAUCACGCGGCUCCGAGGCGAGGCCCGAGAUCUGAGCUCCAGGGUUCGCUCCCCGCUGGCCGACACCAAGGAUGGACCUGCUGACGCCGAGGAGAGAAGCGAGAGCACAGCCGAUGACUCCACAGAGGAGAGGGAGUCUCUGGAGGAAAGCGAGAGAAGCCUACGGUCAGAUGAAGAGGACGACAGCAGCGAAGCUGGAGCCAGACCGACAGCUGAGAAGACUGAGGGCACGGAGAGCUCCACCCUCCUCACAGCUCUGGUUGUUCAAUGCAAGUGCUGCGAGACUGAAGUCAAGGCAUCCAUCAGCACCGGCAGCCAACAUAACCACAUCUCCACCUCCUGCUGUCAGAGGCUGGGGCUCGUGCCCAGUCAGGACAGUUCACCAUGUGGUGCGAGCAGCUCAGUGACAGGUUUGCAGCUGCAGCUGGGCAGACAGACAGUCCAGUGUUCAGCCUAUGUCAAAGAGGAUGAGGCGUUUGAGCUGUGCCUGGGUCUUCAGACUCUGUUGGAACUUAAAUGCUGCCUGGACCUGAGCAGUCGGGUCCUAAAGCUGCAGGGCUGCGGCGAGGAGCUGCCUUUCCUGAACCCUUUGACAGACAGCAAGUGCCAACACGACACCAACGAGAACCUGUGAGCCCGACUCAGCGACCACUUUCCUCAAAUCUCGACUGGUUGCAGCAAAGUGGCGCGAUGCUGUUUGUGUCUGGACCGUUCGAUCACACACUGCCAGAACAUGGAUGAGCAUUCGCCACCGUCGUUCUUGAGUUUACAUCAUUGUGUUUGUAGAAUUAUGACAUUCACCAUGAUUAUCUCUUAUAUUAAAUUAGUCUAGUUUACAGAGCGGAUGAAAGCCACUUAAAAGCCAAUCCAAUCUCUGAGUCUAAUAAUUCUUUAUGAUUAUAAUGUAUAUUCAAACCAAUUGCUCUGUUGAGCAGCUUGGAUACACUGAUGCUCUCUAAAAGGGAAAAACUAUUAUACUCAUUCAAAGUGAACUUUAGUGGAAUAUUUUGUGAUUUGGCUGUGAAUUACUUUAAACCUUAGUGUUUCAGUUUAGACAGUGUUAAAGGAAUAGUUCUAUAUUGUGGGACACAUAUGAGAAGAUACCACCUCAAGCUGGUUAGCUUAACUUAGCAUAAAGACUGGAAACAGAGGAAAACAGCUAACCUGGCUCUGUGUAAAAGGUAACAAAGUCCACCUUCGAGCACCUCUAUAGCUCACUAAUUAACAUACUCCACCUCUGUUUAAUGUGUACGAACAAUCAAGUUGUGGUGUUAUGGUGAAGUCUACACCUGGCUGAGAAAUAGUCUAGCACACAACCCCCCAUUUGAAGUGAUUUUAAAGUUUUAAAGUUUUUUUACAACUGGACUAAUGUUGAGGUCAGUUUAGUCGAGUUCGCAUUUGCUACCACUUGGAGUGCAGAAACUGCACAUUUCAACCAUUUAUACAUGACUUUUAGCUUUAAAUAUUUAACAAUUUAUCUGACAUAUAAAUUAGUAUUUCCCUUCUAUUUAGCCGUUACUUUUAGCUUACCAUUUCAACAGUUUAUCCAUAAAUUUUAGCAAUUUCAACCAUUUAUACAUUACUUUUAGCUAACUAUUUCAAGUGUCUCACCAUUACAUUUAGCAUUAUAUAGCAAAUGUUUUGCAUUUAGCUUUAUAUUUCAACCAUUUGAAAUUUAUGGCAACAACUGUUUUGAUGCAUCUGCUCGCUUGCUAACUAGUUUUCAUGAGUAAGCUUUAGAGUUGGUUUUAGGUGGAUUUUGUCAACUCUGGAAGUAAGCUGUUUCACUAACAUCUGCUGGCUGUAGCCUUACAUUUAUCCAACAGUUGUGUGAAAAAGUGUAUUUACCAAAAUGUUAAACUAGUCCUUUAAAAAUGAACAGGACUCAUCUAAAAAGUUUCGGUAGCCUACUCAGGAUGCCCUUUCCAGUGUGUUAAAAGGAAAUUUUGAGAAGCCUUGAAGUUUUUUGAAGUGUUGUUUAAUUAGGUUGGGGUCAGGCUACCUCCUUAAGAGAUAAAGAUGGAUUCUCAUCUGGAUUUUUGAAAGACAUCUGAGGAAAAUGCCAAUUUCUGAUGUACUUAUAUUCAGCUUUGUAAAGCCCCUUAGCUCUUUAUUUCCCCAUCAGAAGACAAACGUUUUCCAGGAGCACAUUUCCAGUCUAUCACGAAUGCCUAAACUAAAUUACAGUAGUUCUCUCUAAACCCCUUCUAAUAAAAAUAGACUUCAGGCCAGCCAGCAAAACAUAUGAGUCAGACUCAGAUACAGAAAUAUAAAAACAUUCCAUCUGCAUGACUUUGUAAAGUUCUGCCUUUGUAUAAGUCUGCAUGUUUGUGUACUAGUCUGAUUGUGUCACGCUGAACGUCUGAAGGGGCUGUAUGUGUGUGUUUAUGCGUGCCUGUGUGUGAGUUAGGAGUCUGAGCAAGGUUUUUCUGCCUUGUUUUGGCUUUUGUUUCACAUGGGAAAAAAGUGGAAUAGGAUCUUCCCCAAACCGGUCCACCGAGCUCCGGUCACAACAAGCUGCCAAAAGCUGACCCCAGCUGCCUUCCCUCUCUGCCUCUUUGAGGAGAUUCUCAUUACUCGGCUGAGGCUGCGUUCUGUGCCAAGGCCCCUCUUAAAGCUCAUCUUUCUCUUUAUUCAGAGGACGGUUCUUUGAACUUUGUGUAUUUACCACCAUUUUUGGCUGAUGUUAUUCACUUUGACGCCUCAUUUUUGCUGACUUGCCUGUCACAAGAGAAAAGGAAACAACUCCCCACUACAGUGACACCUGCCUCUCUCAUCUCCCAGUGUUUUAAAGGGUGUGGAGAAUCAAGAACUGCCUCAGCUCAUGCUCUGCUUUAAUAAACACCUGAGCCGUGCCGUGCUUUUGACUGUGCUACAGUAUCCAUCUAACCUCUUUGUGGAGGACUGGUUUGUUUUUCCUUGAUGUACCUAGUGACCUUCCUACGCUGUACGAGAGUAAUCGAUGUAUGACAGAAAUUUAUUUUUAGUGUUUCUCCUCUUCUGAACAGUAUUUUCUCUGCCUAAUAAAGUAUGUAUUCUGGCUA